Messenger RNA from Frankliniella occidentalis (western flower thrips), 738 nucleotides. RefSeq lists its product as uncharacterized. The transcript has 4 exons. NCBI's taxonomy places the organism in Eukaryota, Metazoa, Arthropoda, Insecta, Thysanoptera, Thripidae. The annotation marks the transcript as partial. The record is from RefSeq and is a predicted model, not a curated record.
GACAUACUACAAACAGGAGUGCAUCGUGGGCGGUAAACGUCGAGGGUCUCAGUUGGCGUUGGCACUUCUGGAUUUCGACCUACCUUACGAUGGUUGCCAUAUAUGCCCAUAGGGCUGCCCCUGCUCCUGCCCGAGCUGAGUCCCCCGGCCAGCAGAGUCCCGUCCUCCUCGACAUCACUGGGCCAGAUGGAGAGCAGCGCGUCGUCGUCGACCAAGCCCAUGUCGCCCUUCAGGAGGGCGUUCUCGCGGCCGCUGUUACUCAACCAGGACCCGUGUCCGCCGGCGCCCAGCCCCUCGGGCCACGGCUUCCUGCCCGACGUGAUGCCGGCUGACGUGCGCGCCGAGCUGCGCCACGGCCUCGGGCGGCGGUCCGACCUGCACGCCGAGCUGUGCGCCGACAUGGGCCUCUUGAGCGAGACGCUGUCGCGGCGGGCCUCGAGGGAGCGACUCAUCCGCCGCCAGCUGCUGGGCCAGAGGAUCGACAGGAACCGUUCUCUGCAGGAGGUGGCCAGCCUAGACGACUCCAGGGGCGGGCUGCCGACCACCUCGACGUCCAACAUGUCCCUCUCCGCCACCAGGCUGCCCGAAAUCAACACACUCCAUGAUAGUACCUCAGCCAGAAGUUUAUUAGCCAAGAAACCUUCGUCCGAGUCCCAAGAUGCGAGGGUUGCCAAAGACGACCAACAGACACAUAACAGCAGCUACGACGGUGGUGACGAUGGAAACGACGAAGUUCAG